Messenger RNA from Microbotryum saponariae, 2293 nucleotides. The record is from the annotation of a GenBank genome assembly. Lineage: Eukaryota; Fungi; Basidiomycota; Microbotryomycetes; Microbotryales; Microbotryaceae.
AUGGUCGACCAAUUCUUCAACAAGGCUCGACCGUUCACUAAACGGCAACGCGAACCGACCCAUGGAGAUCCAGCUUCGUCUGAGUCGUCGAGUCGUCGAGCGGCGCGUGGUGCUGGUCGCGGCGGCGCAUUCGGGGGGCGUUCAGCGGCUGGUGGUGCAGGUCGAUCGGGGAGAGGGAGGAAAGAUGAUGGUGGUGGGAGUGGGUCGGCGUUCCACAACAAGAAGCCGAGGACGGCGAACGGGGCAGGGAAUGCAAAGGGCAAGGCGAAUGCUGCCAAUGGCGCAUCGACGGGACGACGACGGCGCGACGAAGAGGACGAUGACGACUUGAACGACGACAAGUUCGACUCGGAUGACGAGGAUCACGACGACGAGGAUGAGGAGGAUGAGUUUGAGGAGGAACAGGACGAUCCGCUCGAGACGCCCGCACAGAAGAGGUUGAGGCUUUCGCAGAUGUACCUCGAUUCAUUGGCCAAAGGAGCAAAGGGCCAGGGUAUGUCACUACGAUCGCGUACGUGACGUGUGGGGGGAGACACUGACUCGACUCUUCCAUGGCGAUCAGACGAGUUUGGGUGUGACGCGGCCGAGGUGGACCGAGACAUCAUCGCCGAGCGGCUGCAGCAGGACGUCGUAAGUCACAACGCAGCUGCUUCAUCUCUGAGUGCAUCGCUCACCCUCUCUACGACCCAUCGCAGCUUCAACACUCUGGGAAACUCCACCUCUUCGUAGCCAACACGGUCAGUCUAUUCCCUCUUCGCGAAGCCAUCCGAUUGCCGAGCUGAAUCGCUUUACUCCCCUCCUUAGCUCAUCUUCCCCCUCGACCCGACCCAAAUUCACCAAACGCCGCGCAAAGCCCAUCGUGGACCUUUGACGAGCGCGAUCGCUUCCCAGGACGCGCAAUGGCUCUACACCGCUUCCAAAGACGGGAGCAUCAUCAAAUGGCACCUCGGCCCACGCGCUCAUACGGUGGGAUCCGCGCUCAAUCAGAUGGAGGACGGGGAAACACCGUCCGAGAAGAAGGGCAGCAUCACCAAGGCCGUUUACCUUCCCAAGAGGAAACGCGACCCGACGCAAAUCGCGAACAAGGAAGAAUCCGCCAAAGCCAAGGGCAAGAAGAAGGCCUUGAACAAUAGUGCGACCGCUGUGGGACAUGCGGCGGAGGUGUUGAGUUUGGAUUUGAGUACGGAUGGGACGAUCUUGGCGAGUGGGGGUGCGGAUAAGGUCAUUGGGGUUUGGAACGUUAAAGGGGAGGGGGCCAAGUGGGUUAGAGGGCUUUCGGGGCAUAAGGAUCGAGUGGCGGUGAGUUGGAGCGUUGGUCGGGCAGAGGACUGCAGAGCCGUUGACUGAUCGAUACGAAUUGGCAAUUCGCAGUCCCUCGCAUUCCGUCAAGGCACCCAGGAACUCUACUCGUCUUCCUUUGACCGAACCAUCAAGCUCUACGACCUAUCAACGCUAUCCUACGUCGAAACUCUGUUCGGCCACCAAGAUUCGAUCCAACACAUCGCCGCGUUGAGGGGCGAACUCGCCGUUUCCGCAGGCGGGAGGGACAAGACCGUACGGUAUUGGAAAGUCGCCGAGGAGUCGCAGCUGGUCUUUCGCGGGGGUGUGGUCAGUAGGGUCAGGAACGUGCUUGAUGGGGCGUUCGAGGAGGAUGAUGUGGCGCAGGUUGAGGCCGAGAGGAGGAAGAGGAAGGAGAGGGGCGAGGUCAAGUAUGUCGAAGGGAGCAUCGAGUGCGUCGCUAUGGUCGAUAAUACGACUUUUUUGAGUGGGGGUGAUAGUGGGUAAGUUGAUUUGGUUGCCAAGAUGCUCGGCGUAGGAGACUGAUACCCGUCUUACUCACCGGGCCCACAGCUCAAUUUGCCUCUGGACCACGACCAAAAAGAAGCCCAUCGCUUCGCGGCAACUCGCGCACGGCACGCACGACACCCAAUCCGCGACCGAAGGCCUCAUCGCCACACCUCGAUGGAUCACCGCCUUGGCCUGCUUACCCUAUGGCGACGUAUUCGCCUCUGGAUCGUGGGACGGCUCGAUUCGGUUGUGGAAGAUUGAUGAAAAGAUGAGGUCCUUCGAGGUUGUCGGUGAGAUCCCCGCGGUUGGAUACGUCAAUUCGUUGCAAAUUGUUUUGCCGAACGUCGAGCAGACGGACAAGGAGGGUGACGAAGACACUUUGAGGGGGAAGAGCUUGAUGGUCGUUGCUUCGACGUCGAAGGAACCGAGGUUGGGGAGGUGGAAUAGGCUCAAGGAAGGGAGAGAAGGUGCACUUGUGGUCGAGAUCCCUUUGCGAGAAGGGUAA